GACGGAGGUGUCUCUCUCUCAGAUCAUGGAGCUACUCCCACACUGUUGGCUAUGUGGUUGUGGGCUGUGAGCCAUGGGCUGAGGAAAGGCUGGACCACUGUGUCCCCAUGGCCAUGAUGGUGGUCUGUGCUGCUCUCCUCUUGACAGAGCCUUGCGAUGCUGUGUGCUGAUGGAGUGAGAUGGCUAGAGAAACCUCAGCGUGAGUUACAGCAGAAGAAGUAGUUCCUUUUCAUGUCAGUUGUAACUAUACUUCAUAGCCUGGGAAGUGAGGCACAGGGGAGAACAGGGAAGUUCACACAGGGCAUGCGUGGCAAAGUGCAUCAUCACCAGAGAUCCCCUACAUUCCCCCCUCCAGCUCACAAUACAGCUGUGGUGGUGGCUUGGGUGCAAUGAGGGAGACAAAAUUCCUCAGGAUCUGCAUCCCAGCCUUGGCCUGAGCAUGCUGGCAUCUGGAGGAAGGAAUCAAGAACAGCAAGAAAAGUAACUGGCCAAGAGUGUGUGGUGGCCUCUGUAUAAAGCAACUCUUGAGUCUGUGCUAGGAUUUGUGUAGCCAGUUCCUUUGCCAUCGGAAAGAUGCAUCACUAUUAGAUGCCAGACCAGUUGCCAUCUGUGCUAAGCUGCAACCAAAAUGGCUAAGUACAGGCUUGUUCUUCUAAGACAUGGGGAAGGAGCCUGGAACAAAGAGAAUCGAUUCUGCAGCUGGGUGGACCAGAAACUGAGCAGCGAUGGGAUAAAGGAAGCUCAGAACUGUGGCAAACACCUUAAAGCGCUGGGCUUUGAGUUUGACCUCGUCUUUACUUCUGUACUCAGCCGCUCUAUCCAGACUGCAUGGCUUAUCCUGCAAGAGAUGGGCCAGGAGUGGGUUCCCAUUCAGAGUUCCUGGAGAUUGAAUGAACGUCACUAUGGUGCACUGAUCGGUCUCAACAGAGCAGAAAUGGCCCUGAAUCAUGGGGAGGAGCAAGUGAAAAUAUGGAGGAGAAGCUAUGAUGUUACCCCACCUCCCAUUACUGAAUCUCAUCCUUACUAUGAAGAGAUAUACAAUGAUCGUCGGUAUAAAUGCAGUGAUGUCUCUCAGGAUAAUCUCCCAAAGGCUGAAAGUCUAAAAGAUGUGCUUGAUAGACUCCUUCCCUAUUGGAAUGAAAAGAUAGUGCCAGAACUGAAAAGUGGCAAAAUGAUCCUGAUCUCUGCUCAUGGUAACAGCAGCAGGGCAUUGUUGAAGCAUGUGGAAGGUAUCUCUGAUGAGGACAUCAUCAAUGUUACUCUGCCCACUGGUGUGCCUAUACUUCUUGAACUUGAUGAGAACCUGCACCCUCUGGGCCCUCACCAGUUUCUGGGUGAUCAAGAAGCUAUCCAAGCUGCUAUCAAAAAAGUGGAAGAUCAAGGGAAAGUAAAAUCUGCUGAGAAAUAAAAUCGCACUGACCAACGCAGCUGUUUACAAAGUGUGGUAAUAAGUCAUGAUUUAUGUAUAUGACUGCUAGGUUGCACUGAGUGAAAGUCUCAAUUUCAAGCACUAACUAGUUGGAAGGGACAGUUUUUGAGUCUCAGGUUAGUAGAUUAACCCUCUUUCAAAAACCGGAAUUUAAAUCUCAGCAUGAGGUUAUGGAUUCUGAAAAAAGAAAUCAAGAGAUCAUUCGGGUAAUGGAAACUGGCCGGGCAUUCUGCCCCAGAUGUAGAAUUGAGGGUCGCCCAGUACUGAAAUAAAGGGAUAUGUUAUUGGUGUCUACCAAUAGUCUGUCCUGAUCUGUUUAGGAGAAAAACACCAGCUUACUGGACUAAGUCCAUGUUGUUACAGGCACUAAAACUUUCUUGCUAAUACAAUGGCACCAGGUGACAGAGUUACCCUGUAUUAUUCUUCUCUGUCAAAGGCCAAGACAAUUCGUUCCGGAUGUUUCUUCAGUCUUUCAGAACACUUUCAGCUGUACAACUCUUUGCCUUUAAUACUUUGAGUAUUCCAAGGCCAGUUCAUGGUCUUGAGAAAAAUUUUGUAGGGGUGUUCAGACUGUUAUAAACUGUCUUUUGUUAUACUAUAUUCCAGUUUUUAAGGAAUCCUUUUUCCUCCACCAUCUUUGCAAAGCAUGGCAUGAUUGCAUUUUGCUAGCUUGCAAUAAUAGGAUUUAACUCAGACUUCAGUCCACAAACCAGGCACAAAGGUCUCCUCCUCAAUUUUAACUUAUCACUUAGCUCUUAAAGAGUGACAUGAAUAGCUUUGAAACACUUCAGGAGUGUCUAGUAGAGGCUUGAGCAUCACUUAAUCAAAUUGUUGGAAUAAUUUCUGUUUACCUCAGUAUAACUGGAUAUAGGACCCCCCUAGCUUUCCUGAGUUACAAAGAUCUCUUGAUGAAUAUGCUCCACGGUAAUAUUACUGUGGCCUUCUCUGUACCAGUUUUUCUGGUGAGCUGGAAGAGAUGUGUAAGGCAUGUAGGUGCGUCUCUUCCAGCCAUCAUGCUAGCAGGGAAGGAUAUUCUGGCAUUCCUGAAAGUGUUCUGUAAAACUCCUCACAAUCAUAGCUUGAUUCCUGCUGAGUGUGGCCUCGCUGUUGUGUUUGGCACUAAAUUUGAAUGCUUCACACUGUGCUUAGGUGUAGUAUAGCAUGUACUGCAGUUUAGUGUUCUCUAUCCACACAAGCAUCAGGGUAAUUCCACUUCUGAAGACUUGCUCUAAUCCUACUUGCAGAUAUGAAGCUAUUACUUAAAUUUAGAUCAGACCUAGUGUCUCAACACCUGAGCAUCUGUAUUCUGACCUUAGUUACCAACACGGGCAGCACAUUUGUAUGUAGUGUUGGCAGCGUAACUCAGUUACAAAUCUCAAGAGAAGUUGAUGAGAAUUCCCUUUUAAAAUCCUGGAGUAGUUGGUGCUUUGCAGUGAGCAGUUCUGUAGCUCAUGAUGUGGUUUGUUUUUUUUUUUUCCCUUUGAGGGCAGCAGUGUGACAAUGUUGUGUGCCUCUGACAUCUCCCUGCCACAUGGAAGUAGACUUUCCAGGCCUGCUGGCUUGCAAUAGUGUGGCAUAUACUCCUUAAAAGACCUCAUACUAGAUGGUAGUUUCUCUUCUAUGAACAAUGUUUGGGCUUCUUUUUGGUUUUGUUUUUGUAGCCCUUUCAGUAGGCACAAAGUUACAUGUUUCUCUUUCACACCUAAAGCUGGUAGGUUUCUUUGUACAAUCAAGGAUAUUUCAGUAUUAUUGUUUCCUCUGAAAUACUAUUAGCAGUUUCCUGACUACCCUAGUUGACACUGACUUAUUCCUUUGUGGGUUUUUAGUUUUCUGUGCAUAGAGUAACUCAGAAUCUUAGCUGAUACUCUACAAACCAGUGUUAUGGAGUUAGAUUGUUGAUCAGCAAAUAUUCAUACAUCAAUGCCCUGAGGAGGGCCACCGGCACUCAAGUGGUUAGAUUCUUCCCAAAAACAUCAAUAAUGUGUGAAUUUCAGUGUUGAGUGAAAAAUUACAGUAGAUUUAUUAACAAGACAAGUUCACCCAUGUGUUGUCAGUGGGAACCGCAAGCAUCCAGAUGCGUGGGCUUCUAGGCCUUGGCUAUCAGUGUCCAUAUCUCUUUGGCAUUGUGAUAACAUAGAAAUUCUACAGGGCUUGAGAUGCAGCUGUUAUAUCCUUUGAAAGGAACCCAGCUGAACUGUGAGAUAUGCCCUCUCCUCUCCUUCUUUUAGAGAGUUCAUGAUUUCUUCUGGGGAUGGAGUGGGGAAUGGAAAGGUGGGUGAGUGAAUGUAGAGAGCAUAAAUAUUUCUUCUUGCAGCUGAAUGGAUGAAAUUGAUGGAAAACAGCCUUUCAAGAGGUCACAGACAAUAAAAAACAAGUGUCAUAUUUUCAGGUGGCACUGCUUCUGUAGUGCAGUUUGAGACGUGAAUAGUGACAGUGCCUUGGGAAGAUUGACUUCAUUUGCUUUAGUUGUGUCUCCAAAGUGAUGACAGGAUUUUCUUUGCACAUCUGGCAGCAAUACCACCUUGCAGAAAUAUUGGAUGGAAACAACUGGGGAUUUCGUUGUGCUCUUUAACGUUAUUUUGACACCUUGCCAUGCUUGCUUGUGAAUGGCAUUUUUAAUUAAAUUCCUGAUACAUAAAACAUGUACUGAAGAAGAGAAACCAGCUUCCAUCAACAGUGGCAUAAGGAUGCCUGUUCUUCAGACACAGCAACAUUAGAGGGAGAAAUGAGGGUCAUCUUGGUGGUAUUAAAAAUCAGUGUUGGAAAACAAUUCCCCUAUGUUUGAUUGAGUAUGCCUAAAAGUCCUGUAAGGUAACGGGUAUUUCUACAGCUGACAUUACGGAUGUGAUUGAUUUGGUUUGUUUAUGCAUUUUUAACUUGUGGUUCAGUAGCAGUGAUAGCUCUAGAAUCUCUUGAAAACCUUUGUAAAUAUGGUGGAGCUGGCAGGUUCUUUAACUCAAUAAAUUAAUCUGAAAUAGAAAUUAA
Cuculus canorus (common cuckoo) is the source of this 4414-nucleotide messenger RNA. RefSeq names its product bisphosphoglycerate mutase (gene BPGM). Gene Ontology annotation, molecular function: intramolecular phosphotransferase activity. Gene Ontology annotation, biological process: glycolytic process. NCBI's taxonomy places the organism in Eukaryota, Metazoa, Chordata, Aves, Cuculiformes, Cuculidae. The record is from RefSeq and is a predicted model, not a curated record. Bases 629 to 1408 code for a protein of 259 amino acids. The transcript has 5 exons.